CCAUCUAUAUAUCCCAAUCUUAGGUUAAUCGAGUUGUAUAUGUAGGAAAAUAUCUAAGAAUUCACGAGUAUCCAUGGAUCAUCAUCAGCAGCAGCAGCAUCAACAAGGAAGUGAACCUUCUACAACAACCAAAGUUGAAAGAAAGAUCAUAGAGAGAAACAGAAGAAAUAAAAUGAAGGAUCUCUACUCCAAACUCAACUCUCUUCUCCCAAGCUAUAGCCCCACGGAAGUGUUACCAUUGCCUGAUCAAAUAGAUGAAGCCGUGAAAUAUAUCAAAAGCUUAGAGAAGAAGGUGAAGAUGGCAAAGGAGAAGAAGGAGAGGUUGCUAAAAGGGAGGAAUAACAAGAAGAGAUCUCGCGGUUUCGAUGAGAAAAAUAUUACAAAAUCUCCAAUGAUAGAUGUUCAUGAAAUGGGUAAUUCCUUGCUUCAAGUGGUCUUGACAUGCGGGUUUGAGAACAAGUUCCUUUUCAAUGAGAUUAUUCGCAUAUUGCAUGAAGAGAAGGUUGAGAUUGUUAGUGUCAAUUCUUCUUCGCAACCUGGAGAUUCAAUGAUUCAUGUUUUGCAUGCAGAGAUUCCUUCCGCAUUCCAGCAAUUUGGAGCGGCAAGAGUGAGUGAGAGAUUGAAGAGGUUUGUGAAUGGAUCAAUCAGUGAUGUGGAUAUAGAUCCAGGGUUUUGGGAUGAUUUUGAAAUUGAUACUGACAUUUGGGAGCUUCCAGAUCUUUCAUCAGUAGUAAGUAAGGGUUUUCCAAAUCCUUUGUAA
Arachis duranensis is the source of this 760-nucleotide messenger RNA. RefSeq names its product transcription factor bHLH162-like. The transcript is spliced from 3 exons. Gene Ontology annotation, molecular function: DNA-binding transcription factor activity, RNA polymerase II-specific; RNA polymerase II transcription regulatory region sequence-specific DNA binding; protein dimerization activity. Gene Ontology annotation, cellular component: RNA polymerase II transcription regulator complex. Bases 74 to 760 code for a protein of 228 amino acids. The record is from RefSeq and is a predicted model, not a curated record. Gene Ontology annotation, biological process: regulation of transcription by RNA polymerase II. NCBI's taxonomy places the organism in Eukaryota, Viridiplantae, Streptophyta, Magnoliopsida, Fabales, Fabaceae.